Molecule: messenger RNA, 3473 nt
Organism: Cercospora beticola
Lineage: Eukaryota; Fungi; Ascomycota; Dothideomycetes; Mycosphaerellales; Mycosphaerellaceae
Product: RIC1 family protein
Biological process (GO): retrograde transport, endosome to Golgi; intracellular protein transport
Cellular component (GO): Ric1-Rgp1 guanyl-nucleotide exchange factor complex; Golgi membrane; cytosol
Molecular function (GO): protein binding
Source: RefSeq, a predicted model, not a curated record
CGCCCUGCUGCUGCUUUCACCUCUCCAUUCCACCCCCUGCGAGCCGGCAACAGCGAUUGAUCCGGCGGUCGAGCGCCAAUGCAGCACCCAGGACGAUGAGGACGCUCCAUCGCCACCGCCGACUGCCACCGCCGUGACUGCAACGUUGCUAUGUAUUGGCCCCAUGGCGCGCCAAACGUCUACUCGCUCUCGAAGCUUCCCUGCCCGCCCAACGCGCUCACGCACUCUGACGACGGUGCCAAAGACGAUUCCAGUAGAGCUUCCACCUCGACUCCUAGCAAUGCCUCGCAGGAGCGAAUUCCGCCGGAGCCUGCCCUGAACAGCCCGCCGCACGAGCAGGACGAGUCGGGCACCCAGGAUGUACCGCCAGCGCUGGACGGCGAGAUCAUCGAUGCCAAGAUCUCGCGUGGUGGCAGCGUUUUCGUGACGUUGACGAGGUCCUCCUUGAUGGUAUGGCAGACCAAACCGACAGUCGCUCUGGCCGGUGUGCAACGUUCAGCACAGUCGAUCAAGUCGUACGGAGCUAGCACAGCCCUGCUACUCCGGCCAGAUGCGCUCGUGCUGGUCGUGCAGACUGCUUUAGGACACCUAAUCACGUACUCGCUCGCCACCGAUGCCACUACGCGAGUGUACCAGAUUUCACUCCCAGAAGCGAGUCGACAUCAUAGAAAACAGAGCGCCGAUGGGUACAGCAGCCUGAGGAAACCGAACAGCUCUGCAGCUGGGGCGACUGCAGGAGAAGGCGAGGGGAUACGUGAGGUCAACAUACGAUUCCGGAUGGUCAUCAGGAUCGACGCCGGAAUUAGCAGAGCACUGGCUUUGGAAGACGAGCUCGUCGUAGCAACACAAAAACCUGCUGCUCUGCAAUGCAUCAAGUGGCAGGCCGAGAGUGGCACUUCUCAGACUAGCACUGAGCUCAUUAGCCGUAUGCCAUGGCUCGGUCGAAAAACCGCUAUCACAGAGAUCGUCCAUGAUCGUCCAAUGAACCUCACGUGUUGGAUCACCAACGACGGUCGUACCUAUGCUGUACAGCGCAAGAGCGGGCCGAAUACUGACACAGACAAUCCCAAGAGCCUGUUUCAGGGCUUUUGCUUCCGCGAGCCCGAGACCAAGCAUGAUGAUGCGCUGAAAGUUGCCAUCAAUGCCAGAUUCUCCCUCAUCGCGGUGGGAUGUGCCAAUGGAUAUAUUGACGUGUAUAUUGUCAAAGACUAUACCGGAAACAUACCGCUGUCCCACAAGGUCCGUCUUCCCAUAGGCCCUUCGACCACAGGCAAACUUACAUGCUUGACCUACUCUCCUGAUGGAUACUGCUUAUUUGCCGGAUAUGAACGAGGUUGGGCAACGUGGACAGUCUAUGGAAAACCAUGCGCCAGCACUUUUGGGAUAGAUAGAUCCCAGUCAGAAGCAAACGGCGAACAUUGGCUCCACGGCGUUCGAACGGCCUUUUGGACUGGCGGCGGAUGCGAACUCGCGCUGUUUCCCUUCAUGGACAAUGGCGUCUACAUGCUUGACAUCGCGAGAAACGCCGCGACCGGCUGUCUUACUCCUGCGAACGUGUCCCGAGGCUUGUUGUAUUCGACCGACAGCGUAAUGAUAUACAAGGGUCACGAUGUCUCGGAUGUGACCGCUUUGCCUUCAGAUAUCUCACUCUGGCAGACUGUACAGGUCCCGUCGCAAUAUCUCAUUCAGCAAUGGCCUUUGAAGACAGCGGCAAUCUCCCCUGACGGCAAGUACGUUGCAGUUGCGGGAAGGCGGGGACUGGCGCAUUACAGUGUUGCAAGCGGUCGCUGGCGCACGUUUGAUGAUCUCCAGGCGGAACAAGAGUUCACCGUGCGGGGUGGUAUGUGCUGGCAUCACCAUAUCCUGAUCGUCGCAGUGGAAGCCAACGGCCGCCCUGAAGUACGACUGUAUUCGCGCGAGAAGGCGCUGGAUUACUCCCAUAUUCAACACACGGAGAAGCUUUCUGCAACCGCGAUAUCUACCACCGUCUCGGGAGCCGACUCUUUGCUCGUCUACACAUAUGAUAACACGCUGCUGCAUUAUGUGAUAGUCAUGGGCGGCACCACUCCCAAACUAGUGCAAGUCGGACAAAUUGGUUUCCAUGGCAUCAUCCGCGCACCACCACGCGUGCGGACAAUCAGCUGGGUCCUGCCCGAAGAGCAACUGGAACACGGCGACCCAUCCCAAGACGUUGCGUCAGCGUCAGUCAUCUUCCUCGUGGAUGGGAAACUUGUGCUUCUACAGCCCUCCACAAAUGAGCACGGCGAACUCAAAUACGACAUGCGCGUGAUCGCUCACAAUGUGGAAUAUUUUAUGCUACUGCGUGACUUGCCAUCCGCGGUCACAUCGCUCACUGGAGACGAAUCGAACCCUUCGACGCCUCCCCUCAACGGCCUGUCGCUUGACAAUCCUCUUGGCCACAGCCUGCGGGAUUCACUCUGGUACUUCGACGGCACGGGCUUCCACGUAUGGUCAGACAUCCAGGAAGUGAUGGCUCGAGCACCUGCCGAGCUCGGCCGAGACCUGCCACCUGCCGUGGCAGUGCAGCUUGACUUCUCACCGCUUUCGGCUCUUGUUGGGAAGGGCAUCGUCUCGGGCAUAGAAGCAGACAUCGUUCAGCGCAGGGAUGUCAACUUUAGCUUCUUCCGUCAUGCACCUCGGACCCAACUUUUCCUGCCCCAACUUCUCCGCUAUCACCUGGCGGAGUUCAACUCACCCGCAGCUCUUCACUUAUCGAGCUCAUACCAACAUCUGCCAUACUUCUCACACGCGCUGGAAGUGCUCCUUCACGAUGUAUUGGAUGCUGAAGUGGACAACCCGCCGUCACCACCCGAGACGGCACUUCUGCCGACAGUGCUUUCAUUCCUGUCUUCAUUCGACUCAUACUUGGACGUUGUGUGUAAUUGCACGCGGAAAACCGAACUACGCAGCUGGAAGACGCUUUUCUCGUACCUUCCCCCAGUCAUAGAGCUCUUCGAGCAAUCCUUGUCGCAAGGAAAGUUGAACACUGCCGCCGGCUAUCUGCUGGUCUUACACGCUUUUGAGGAGGAUUCCUUCCAGGUUCAUGAAUUCGCCCAAUUGCUGAAACUCGCCGGCCAACAAAAUGACUGGGAGCUAUGUCGCGAACUGUCCCGCUUCUUAGUGGGCAUUGAUACCUCUGGUGAAACGCUUGCUGCUGCGCUGAGAGAGGCUGGGCUGAGGGAUGGUCCCAAUCGUACUGAGCGCGAACCGAAGAACGUAACGAAGCAACCACGAGCGAAUGGUUUCUUUCGAAACCCCAGUGACUAUUUCUCGAUGGGCCAACGUUUCGAUGACGACAACAACGAAACGUGAUGCUCUUGCCGACACACUAUCGACAUCAACACAGCGAUUCGUGCGCAGAUGGCUGGCGUUUGAUAGACAUUCCAGGUCUAGUCCAAGUCGGAGCAUGCAUGGGCAGCGGGAAACUUCACGAAGUGCUACACCAAAACCCG